This is a messenger RNA of Pieris macdunnoughi, 453 nucleotides long. NCBI's taxonomy places the organism in Eukaryota, Metazoa, Arthropoda, Insecta, Lepidoptera, Pieridae. The record is from the annotation of a GenBank genome assembly.
AUGGCGUCCUUUUAUUACAAGUUUUCAAACACUUUGUAUCUACUGGCCAAUAAUCAAGUCGCCCAACAACGUGAAGCUAGUCUUAUUGUACUUCCUCCGAUUAUAUUGGGAUAUGACGAGUUCUACGAUGACGGAUCAAAAGAUAAAUCCAGUAGAGAACACGAUAAAUCAAGUCACGAAAAAGAAAAAUCUGUAGCCAGUAGUGAAGAUAAAAAUGACAAAAGUAAAAAUACCCAAGAUCAUCAUGGAAAUAACAACCAUAAUGGCCAUAACCAUAAUUCUCAGGAAAAAAAUGAUAACGAUCGUUCCCAUGAUGGUCAUCGUCCUAAGAGUAAGGAAAACGGUGAUAAAAAUGUUGGAGAACGAUCUCAUAAGUUAUCACAUAAAAUUAAAUGUCGUUCUAGAAGUGGUAAAUUAAAUGGAAAAUCUUGCCCCUUUAAGAAGAAAGAAUAA